This is a messenger RNA of Anopheles coustani, 4127 nucleotides long. It is a transcript of the gene Gad1, whose product is annotated as glutamate decarboxylase. Gene Ontology annotation, cellular component: cytoplasm. Gene Ontology annotation, molecular function: pyridoxal phosphate binding; carboxy-lyase activity. Bases 1 to 1539 code for a protein of 512 amino acids. Gene Ontology annotation, biological process: carboxylic acid metabolic process. The record is from RefSeq and is a predicted model, not a curated record. The transcript has 6 exons. NCBI's taxonomy places the organism in Eukaryota, Metazoa, Arthropoda, Insecta, Diptera, Culicidae.
AUGACGUCGAUAAACGUGGAAAAGUACAAACUGUCCGACAAAACGGCGAAACUCACGGCCAAAGACAUCAUUCCGUGCGUCCAGUCCUCGGAUUCGGCGGAGACGCGCGAGUUUCUGCACAAAAUCGCCGAGCUGCUGGUCGACUACGUGAACGUGCAGAACGAUCGGAAGGAGAAGAUCCUCGACUUCCAUCAUCCGGAGGACAUGAAGAAGCUGCUGUCGUUGGACAUCCCGGAGGAUGCGGUCACGCUGCAACAGCUGGUGAAGGACUGUGCCAUGACGCUGAAGUACCAAGUGAAGACAGGACAUCCACACUUCUUCAACCAGCUGUCGUGCGGUCUGGACGUGGUAUCGAUGGCCGGCGAGUGGCUCACGGCGACCGCCAACACCAACAUGUUCACGUACGAGAUUGCGCCGGUCUUUAUCCUGAUGGAGAAUGUGGUGCUGUCGAAGAUGCGCAAGAUUAUCGGCUGGGACGGCGGUGACUCGAUUCUCGCCCCCGGCGGCUCCAUCUCGAACCUUUACGCCUUCCUGGCCGCCCGGCACAAGAUGUUCCCGAACUACAAGGAGCACGGAGCGCGCGCCCUGCCCGGUGAGCUGGUGAUGUUCACCUCGGACCAGUGCCACUACUCGGUGAAGUCGUGCGCCGCCGUGUGCGGGCUCGGCACGGACAACUGCGUGAUGGUGCCGUCGGACGAACACGGUCGCAUCAUUCCGGCCGAACUGGAGCGGCUUAUCCUGGAGCGGAAGGCGCGGGGCCAUAUUCCAUUCUUCGUAAACGCGACCGCCGGCACGACCGUGCUCGGUGCGUUCGAUCCGAUCAAUGCCAUCGCGGACAUUUGCCAGAAGUACAACUGUUGGUUCCAUGUUGAUGCUGCUUGGGGCGGAGGACUGCUGUUGUCCAACAAGUACCGUCAUCCACGGUUCACCGGCAUCGAAAGAUGUGACUCGAUCACGUGGAACCCUCACAAGCUGAUGGGAGCGCUGCUGCAGUGUUCGACGAUUCACUUCAAGGAAGAUGGUCUCCUGAUCAGCUGCAACCAGAUGUCGGCCGAGUACCUGUUCAUGACGGACAAGCUGUACGACAUCAGCUACGACACCGGCGACAAGGUGAUCCAGUGCGGCCGGCACAACGACAUCUUCAAGCUGUGGCUCCAGUGGCGCUCGAAAGGCACGGAAGGGUUCGCUAAGCACAUGGACCACCUGAUGGAGCUGGCCGAGUACGAGGUGAAGCGCAUCCGCCAGCAGUCGGACAAGUUCCACCUGAUCAUGGAGCCGGAGUGCGUCAACGUGUCGUUCUGGUACAUCCCGAAGCGCCUGCGGGGCGUUCCGCACGACGCCAAGAAGGAGCAGGAGCUGGGCAAGAUCUGUCCGAUCAUCAAGUCGCGCAUGAUGCAGUCGGGCACGCUGAUGGUCGGCUACCAGCCGGACGACCGUCGUCCGAACUUCUUCCGCUCGAUCAUCUCGUCGGUCGCCGUCACGGAGGCGGACGUUGAUUUUAUGCUGAACGAAAUCGAUCGUCUCGGCCAGGACUUGUAAGCUGGAUUGUAGCUGAGCGAUAUCGCGCGUAGUAAGUAUAUGUAGAACCCUAUGAACUCCCGGGAUAACGCUUCCAUCACGACGACUGCCACACGGUAACGAAGCGCGAUCCUGGGACGCUGCACACCGAACCCCGGCUGUCGGGAACGGUUCACUGCGGUGGAGAAUUUUAAAUCGAAUCAACCAAUGAGUAUCAGUUAUGAAGACAUAUCAAUAUAUCUUCAACCAAUUGUUGUGUUUUAUCGCCAAACGAAACAAAACAAAAACAAAGAGAGAACCAAUGCUUUAUUUACCAACAAUCUGUGAGAUUUUUAUCGCAAUGUUCAGAGACGUUGAUUGCGUUGUUUAAUGCUGUGUUAGCUCGAUCCCUAGAUGCAUAAUACGUUAUUUACUAUGUCAAAGACAUAUCAGAUUGUUUGUUUAACUUUUGUUAACUAUCUCACGAGACUGUUAAUCUUCUUGUGACAUAACCGUUUAUUAUUCAUCUCUGUUAUUCGCUUCGUGUACUGUCCGGGCUUCGUGUACCGCGAUUUUGAAAAUGAAACAACAUUUGAACAAAAAAACAACCCCUAUUUACUAAAACCCCCCCCUCUAACUGACUGUUGCAUCCCCGCCACGACGCCGUGGGAAACAAAAUUAUAUAUACAACCAAAAACUACAAAAAAAAAAUCGCUAGAGAUAUAUAUACAUACUUAUAUAUACAAGCCGUAUAUACACGAAAUAACCCUUAUGCGGUAGCAUAUUAUACACACUCGAGAAGAAAGGAAACAUUUGAAGACACAUCCAACAGGACUUCCUAAAUCCAAGCCAUCGCGAAGCUAGCGAGUUGCAUACAGCAUACAGCGAAUUCCAGUUAACUAGAUGUUGUUUAGUUUACUUUAGAUCAGUUACAGCGAGACUUCUUGUUCGGUCGUUGAACGCAAUGGAGGCGCACGGUCCGUGUGGAUGAUGGAAAUGUAUUGCUAAUUUGAACGAUUUCAUUGCCUACGAAAUAAGUACUAACGCUCAAGAUGUACCUACGCGAAAGAAAAGAUAGCACAUAACGAUUGACGACCCAAAAACGUCACACAAGCUGGCUCACAGGAGGUGCUUAUGCUCUUGAGCUUCGUUGAACCUUUAGGGCGGACGGAAGUGGACAAACGAAACCAAUGCAUUUGAACAAUACUGAAAUUGGGGUAUGUGUAGCUGUCGCAAUAAUAGAAGUCGGCUUCGGAGUGUCAGGUAGACAGUGUGAGUAGUAAGAUACUUUAACAUAAUUACCCGUUCACACCGGACGAUCACUGAAACCAGAAGCAUUUAUGAGGCACCCUAAAGUAACGAGCUAGCAUAUACCUUUUAUGUCAUUUCACGAGCUUUUAGUUGCUUGUCGAAUGCGACAAAACAGUUUUUGUUUUACAAGUUCACCAACACUGCUGUGGGUGGUUGUAGAUUGUAACAAUGUGUAAAUAUUAGGCUUUUAGGUACGUUAACGCUUGAUGUCUCCUACCGUGGGAAGGAAUAUAAAACCAAGUGAAAGCAGGCUCAUAACAAUCCGGACCGGCUGAGACAAGAUCUGUAAUCGUGACUGAGAGAAUGUUAUCGCCAGGCGAAUGUUGUUGAAAGCUGUGUGUAUGUGUGUAGGAUGCACAUUGUAGUUUAUGGAUGAGGAGAAAGACGCUGGGAACGGUGGUGGUACAUUUGGCCCAAGUAUACCUAGGACGAAAGUGAGGUUAUUUAAAUGUUGCAAAGAAUCUAUAAAAAACGAUCGGACAACGUGGAGCGACCGGAAGGUUGCGCAAUGAUGUGUCAAAGUCGCGGUAAGGGACGAAAAGCACACUUGAUUUGCAAAACACUGGAAUUGGUUUGAAUUAAAAAUAGUUAAAACCCUAGGUUGGCCACUUUUUCCUCCUUUGCAGCUAACCACGUGACCACGUGACCACGUGCUUCGUUACUUUGCGCCAAAGAGUUUUCAAAUACCAAAAACAUGCAAGCAUUUACGUGUGUUACGUCAACGGCAUACGCUGUAGAAUCUAACUGGACUAUUUAGAUUGGGGAUUCCAGCAGAAGCUCAACCGUGAACGUGAACGAACAUAGUUGGUAUGAUUUUAGUAGUACUCUAAUUUUAAGGACUAGUGCUCUGUGAACAUUGACCACAGGCUCGACCGAGGUUGUGCAGUGAGCAGAGGAGGAGAAGAGUGCUAGUAAGAAAAAACGAAGUAAAUUGCAAACAAGCAAACAAACGACAAAAUCACAAAGUCUUCCUUCAAAUGAAAUGUUAAUUAAUCAACGAUUCAUGCUCACUCUCAGAUACUCUCGUUUGAUGGCGGUGGGAUGGCGUGGUGGCUUGCGCGAGGAGCAGGAGGGCUAGUGGGGUACGCGGCUAACCGAAGCAUGCCCGGCCCUCCAUCCACCAUCCGGCCAGCCCAUCGUCCUGUCUGUAUAUUUCAUCUCGAAAGUGAUGUGAAUCGUUUAUGUAAUGUAAUGGUCAGUGAAUUUAAAGAAAAGCAUACGCUACACAAAAAGAAGAAAAAAAAAACAAUCGUAUAUUAAAAUGUACAAUUACACAAAAAAAGUUAGUCAAGACGAACGACACUCUAUAUAGAAGAAAA